AUAAAAUAAGGAAAAGGCUGCUGUAUUGGAGCUUUCCAACGCCCUGCCUUUUAAGUGACACCUAAUUGCGAAUAUUUUUUGACAUCCUCCCCCUUCCCUCCCUCGGCUUCACUUCCUCUUUGUCAUUUCCCACGCCCCCCACCCACUUCCCCACUCUCCUUCCACCACCACCAUCACCGCCGCGGAGCCACCUCCGCCACCGCCGUCUCCGCCGUCUGCUUCCCCUCUCUUCCCAUAAUACUGCAUUUGACUGUUUAGAUCUUCCACUUUAAGCUAACAUACAAAAUAGCAUAAAGCAAAUUUGUACUUUGUUCUUCUUUUUUUAGCACAGUAAAAGUGUGUAAGAGCUGCAUUUGGCAGUGUUGUUUCCAGUUGGUGAGUAAAUGUUAAAGUGAUUGAUUUUUUACUGAUCUUUCGGUUACAUAUACUCUACUAGUGAUUUUCGGCGUCUCUGGCGUCAUUCCCACUCUGAUUUCGCAAGCAAUUUCAAAAAGUUUUUUUUUUUUUAAUUCGAAUCCUUUUUUUUUUCAUUUAUUUAAAUAAAUUGUUCUUUUGAUUCUUUUUCUCCCCUCUAUAUAAUUUUCCGCUUCCGUCUUGCUCACUAAUCCUCAUUUUUUCUGUCGGUGCGGUUUGCAUUUUCUUUACAAGUUUUCCUGAAAGGUAUAAACAAAUUUUGUGCUUAUUCCAAAAUUUGGUUCAAUCUAAAUCCUGAUCAGACUUUUGAUCGCGAUAUCUUGAGCUUCAUUUGCUUCGAUUCUUCUGUUUUUGCCGCUAUCAAGAAUUCUUUUGGGGGUUCAUUUUAAGGUUCGAGUGUUUGUUGCUGACUGCAGAUUUCUGGUGUUAAAAUGCAGUUAUUUUUUUUGUGGAUAUAUUGUGUGCUUGAGGCAUAAAUACGCCUUUGGGGGGAAAAGGAAGAAGGAAAAAAAGAGUUCUUAUUGAGGUAAUGGAUUUUAUGCCAUUCAUACUCUGAAGCUUAGAUAUGAAAAGGAUUUAGAUAUGAAAAGGAUUCCUGUUAUUUGUGUGUAUAAUGCAAAUUCAGAAUGAGGUUGAAUCCAAUUUUUUUUUCUGCAAUGCAUGUCAAUUAAAAUUUCUAUAAUUGCUAAAUAAAUUUACAUUUUUGGAUAUUUAUAUAAAUAUUUUUUUGAAAAAUUACAUGAAUGUCAUGUUGGAGGCAUGUUUUCUUUUUUUCUGGUGGUCUGUCCCUUUCCAUAUCCUACCCUGCUUAGAUUUUUAAUUGCCUAGCUAGGCUGGGCUGCUAGUUGUAUUCCUUCUCUUUAUUUUAAAAUUAAAAUGACAUUAUGUGAGCCUAUAAUGAUGAUGAAUUAGUUUCUCCAACCCACCAUUUGAUUGCUCCUUGAAAUUGAAGGAAUAUCUUGAUUCUCAAUUAUUAUUGGGCAAAUCAGGUAUUACCAUCAUUCCUUUGUUGAAUGCUUAUGCUCCUUGAUUAUUCUUCAAGCCAAACUGUCGGUUCUGUUUAUCUGCAGCUUCUCUGUAUUGUAACCCUGUUUGUGCUUCAACAUAAACAUUGCACUCUACUGUAAAGAGGGAUUGAAAAAUUUUACUGUAUCAGUUUCUGCAUUUGUUCUUCUACUCAAUGAAUAUCCAUAUGCUUUCUUCUGUUCAUGUUCUAUCCUAUGCAAUCCCACCUUAUGAUAUGAAGGGUUUCCUGUUGUCUGCUAUGUUCUUGAAGCAUCAACCAGAGGUCAAAUUUGGUUUUUUUUUUUUUUUUUUUUUUUGUAGAGGGUCCUGUUGACAGGUUUUUAUCUUUUUAGAGUCUGCAAUAUGUAUUCUUCAGAAAUGGAAGAUGCUGCUGUGGAUGUUUUGGCUUUAAAGUUGUUCUUACAAUGAUUUGGAUGAAAUAACUGUUUACAAAUGCUCUCUGUAUUUGAAGUUAGUCUUACCAUCGAUCUAGCUGAUAUAUGAGCGUUUCGAACUCUUGGGUCUCUGUAAUUUUCCCCUUUACUUUCUGUGGUGGUAUAUCUGUAGUAUUAGUGACCAGUCCUUUGCUUCUGUUAUUUGCAGCAUUUACCAUGGAUAGAAGGAGUUGGCCAUGGAAGAAAAAGUCAUCAGAAAAAACGGUUGUUGUUACCACAGGGCCAGAUUCUUCUGCCCCAUUAGACUCAGCUGUAUCUCAGGGGGAUCAGGGAAAGAAGGAUGAUCAUAAGAAGCCAAAAUAUGUGCAAAUCUCUGUGGAGAGUUAUUCGCACCUGACUGGUUUGGAGGAUCAAGUAAAGUCCUAUGAAGAACAAGUGAAGUCAUAUGAGGAACAAGUAAACACAUAUGAAGAAGAUAUAAAGGAACUAAAUGAACAGUUAUCUGAAGCCACUACAGAAAUGACCAACAAGGAAAACUUGGUGAAGCAACAUGCAAAAGUGGCUGAAGAAGCUGUCUCAGGUUGGGAAAAAGCUGAAGCAGAAGCUGCAGCACUGAAAAGCCAUCUAGAGUCUGUCACCCUGUUGAAGCUAACUGCUGAAGAUCGGGCAGCUCACCUGGAUGGUGCUCUUAAGGAAUGCAUGAGGCAGAUACGAAAUCUCAAAGAAGAACAUGAACAGAAUCUUCAUGACGUUAUUCUUAGCAAAACUAAACAAUUUGACAAGGUAAGGCUUGAGCUAGAAGCACGGAUAUCGAGCUUGGAUCAAGAAUUGCUUAGAUCGGCAGCUGAAAAUGCUGCGCUUUCAAGAUCUUUGCAAGAUCGGUCUAACAUGCUGAUCAAGUUGAAUGAAGAGAAAUCACAAGCUGAAGCAGAGAUUGAGCUUUUAAAGAGAAACAUAGAAUCUUGUCAAAAGGAAAUAAAUUCACUAAAGUAUGAAGUCCAUAUAGUUACAAAGGAGUUAGAAAUCCGGAAUGAGGAAAAGAAUAUGAGUGCAAGAUCAGCAGAAGUGGCAAACAAGCAACAUUUAGAAGGAGUUAAAAAAAUUGCUAAGCUUGAAGCAGAGUGCCAAAGGCUGCGUGGUCUUGUUAGAAAGAAGUUACCAGGGCCUGCUGCUCUUGCACAGAUGAAGCUAGAGGUUGAAAGCUUGGGUCGCGACCAUGGAGAAUCUCGAUUGAGAAGAUCUCCAGUGAAGCCUCCUGUUAUGCAUUUGUCUGCUUUGCCUGAAUUUUCGACUGACAGUUCACAGAAGUAUUAUAAAGAGAACCAGAUGCUUACAGAAAGGUUACUGGCCAUGGAGGAAGAAACAAAGAUGUUGAAGGAAGCAUUGGCAAAACGUAACAGUGAGCUGCAAGCAUCUAGGAGUGCAUGUGCGAAGACUGCCAGCAAACUUCAAAGUCUGGAGGCUCAACUGCUGGCGAACGGGGUCGAAACAAGUCCUCCAAAAUCUAGCAUUCAGAUCCCUAUUGAAGGUUCAUUCAGUCAAAAUGCAAGCAAUCCACCGAGCUUGACGUCCAUGUCUGAAGAUGGUAAUGAAGAUACUGCAAGCUGUGCAGGAUCUUGGGCUACUGGUUUGCUGUCUGAGAUAUCUCAUUUAAAGAAAGAAAAGACCACUGAUAGUCCUCGCAAGUCUGAAAGUUCGAAUCACUUGGAGCUGAUGGAUGACUUUCUGGAAAUGGAGAGGUUAGCAUAUUUAUCAAAUGAUUCAAAUGGUGAAGUGUCUGGCACUGAUCUCUCUAACAAUAUCAGAUCCCCGGCUGUCAAUCACAAUUCUGGCAUUGAAGGCACAUCCCCAUCCGCCGCUCGCUACGAGUCUGAUUUAUUGGAACAGCCAUCAGCAUCCAAAGUUGAUACAUCUGAAAAGAUUCCUGAGGUUGAUGUGGAUCCUCUUGUAAAACUCCAAUCAAGACUUUCUGCAAUACUUGAGUCGCUAAAAAAAGAAACUGACAUUCAGAAAGUCUUGGAGGAUCUUAAACAGGUGGUGGAGCAGACAAGUAACAGUAUACAUCCCCGAUCAGAAACUGUGGUCACUGAGUCCAUGCCUGCCCUCGAUUCUUCACCCAACGGUGAAACUGGUACUGAAAUGACAUCUGAAGACGUAUCUAUUUCUGAAGAAUUUGCAGCUUCUAUAUCUAAAAUUCAUGACUUCAUUGCAAUGUUGGGCAAAGAGGCAAAGACUGUGCAAGGGAUAUCUAUGGACAGUGAGGGAUUGGGCCAAAUGCUGGAUGACUUUCAUGCCACAUAUAAUGAGAUUAUGGUCAAGAAAGCUGACCCUGUUCAAUUCAUUUCUAACCUUUCUCAUGUGCUAAGCAGAGUGAGUGAGCUCCAAAUCAAAGUCUUAGGCUACAAAAUAUCUGAGUCCGAAACUAACAACUCUGACUGCAUCGAUAAGGUUGCAUUGCCAGAGAAUAAAGGUUUCCAGGACAUGUCUGAUAGAUAUUCAACUAACUGCGCCCCGUUUUCUGAUUCUGGCUCUGAUGCUGAUAUUCCCCAUGGAGGGAGUCUUGUUCCAACCUCUGAAUUAACUCCGACAUCCUGUAAAUUUUCACUGGAGGAGUAUGAACAGCUGAAGUUAGAGAAAAAUAACUUGGUAGCUGAUCUAGCGGGAUGUACUGAAAGCCUAGAAAUUGCGAAGACCAAGUUGCAAGAAACUGAACAACAGUUGGCAGAAGUCAAGUCACAGUUAACAUCUGCACAGAAGACAAACAGCUUGGCUGAGACUCAGCUCAAGUGUAUGGCAGAGUCAUAUAAAUCUCUCGAAACACGAGCAGAAGAGCUACAGAAUGAAGUGAAUACUCUCAGGGAAACAAUACACAAUCUGGAUAAUGAGCUUCAAGAGGAGAGAAGAAGUAAUCAGGAUGCUGUGUCCAAAUGCAAGGAUCUUGAGGAGGAAUUACAAAGGAUCAAAAGUUCCGCUCCUGCUGAAGUUGAUGCCCCGAAUAACCAGGAGAGAGAAUUAGCAGCUGCUGCAGAGAAAUUGGCGGAGUGUCAGGAAACAAUAUAUCUCCUCGGUAAACAGUUGAAGUCCCUGCGUCCGCCACCAGAGGCAAAUGGGUCCCCCUCCUUCGACAGGGGCCACAAGGAAGAUGCAUUCGGCGAGGAAGCCAGUAUCAGUGGAAUGAAUUUGCAAGACGUCGAUCCAUCUGAAUCAGACACAACGAAGUCCACGAGCUUGCAUCGUGCAGGCAGUGAAUCCCCAAUCGACAGCUACCCCACCCCAUUUAGUCCUGAUUCUGAAGUAAACAACCUUUUGAGGUCGCCUACUGCUUCAAAAACUUCAAAGCAUCGACCGACUAAGUCGGGAUCAUCAUCUACUUCCUCCACGCCAACUCCAGAAAAGCAUGCUCGUGGAUUAAGCAGAUUCUUCUCCUCGAAGGCAAAAGUCAGCAACUAGCACUUGCAUUUCCUUGCUUUCCUAUCUCGGUCAAGGCUCGAAUAAAAUUCAGAGGAUGCGAUUAUCAGCUCAUAAAGUUCUGUAGAUAUUGGUUCGGCAUAUUUUUCUGAAUACACUGAUAAGUUAAACAUGAAGUUCGAGGUCGUAAUACUCUCCAGCAUUUGUCUGAGCCUUUCGCCACAGAUCACUGGGUGUCCAGAACACAAUGUAAUGAUGAUAGUGUUUUGUGUGAUUGGUGUAUAUGAUCUUUAUAACUUCAGUUCCUUUUUACCUUUUCUUCUGGAAUGGGG
This is a messenger RNA of Oldenlandia corymbosa var. corymbosa, 5554 nucleotides long. NCBI's taxonomy places the organism in Eukaryota, Viridiplantae, Streptophyta, Magnoliopsida, Gentianales, Rubiaceae. The record is from the annotation of a GenBank genome assembly.